Molecule: messenger RNA, 1227 nt
Organism: Verticillium nonalfalfae
Lineage: Eukaryota; Fungi; Ascomycota; Sordariomycetes; Glomerellales; Plectosphaerellaceae
Exons: 5
Coding region: 1-1227 (408 amino acids)
Cellular component (GO): trans-Golgi network; Golgi apparatus; endosome
Molecular function (GO): antiporter activity
Source: RefSeq, a predicted model, not a curated record
AUGUCUGUCGCCGACGAGAAGACACGGGUCUCUGGCGAUGUGCCGCGCGCCGAGGGCCCCAUCCUCCCAACCAACAAUGCCCAAGCCGAGAAGUUGCAACAGAAGGCUCAGUCCAACGCCAUUCACCCUGCCCUCUACGUCAUUGUCUGGAUCUCCCUCUCGUCCUCCGUCAUUCUCUUCAACAAAUGGAUCCUCGAUACCCUCAACUUCCGCUACCCGGUCAUCCUGACCACCUACCACCUUUCUUUCGCUACCCUCAUGACCCAGAUCCUCGCUCGAUGGACUCACCUCCUUGACGGCCGCAAGACGGUCAAGAUGACCGGCCGUGUCUACGUGCGGGCUAUUGUCCCCAUCGGCCUCUUCUUCAGCUUGAGUUUGAUCUGCGGCAACCUGACCUACCUGUACCUCUCUGUUGCCUUCAUCCAGAUGCUCAAGGCUACCACUCCCGUCGCUGUCCUCCUCGCCGGUUGGUCGCUCGGCGUGUCUACGCCCAACAUGAAGGUCUUCCUCAAUGUGUCCGUCAUCGUUGUGGGUGUGAUCAUUGCUUCGAUUGGCGAGAUUGAGUUUGUCUGGGUCGGUGUCAUCUUCCAGAUCGGCGGUGUCAUCUUUGAGGCUCUGCGUCUGACCAUGGUGCAACGCCUUCUGAGCUCGGCCGACUACAAGAUGGACCCCCUGGUCUCUCUGUACUACUUCGCGCCCAUCUGCGCCGCCAUGAACCUUGCUGUUGCGCUCGUUUGGGAGAUUCCUCGCUGCUCCAUGGCCGAGGUCUACCACGUCGGCCUCAGCACCUUCUUCCUCAACGGCAUGUGUGCGUUCCUCCUGAACGUCUCUGUCGUUUUCCUGAUUGGCAAGACCUCUUCCCUGGUGCUCACCCUCUGCGGUGUGCUCAAGGACGUCAUGCUCGUCGCUGCUUCCAUGAUGAUCUGGGGCACCAAGGUCUCCGCCCUGCAGUUCUUCGGCUACACCAUCGCCCUCGGCGGCAUGGUCUUUUACAAGCUCGGUUACGAGCAGCUCCGUGGCUACAUUGGCGAGGGUUCCCGCCAGUGGGCCGAGUUUGGCCAGCGCAAGCCCGUUCUUCGAAAGCUGGCCGUCCUCAUCAUGUCGGUCUUCACGUUUAUCUGGCUCCUCAGCCAGGUCGCGCCGACCUACGCCCCCGAGUACGACCCUCACAAGCUUGUCAACGGCAUGCACAGCGUUAGUGAUCGUCUGGGCUCCGACAGGCUGUAA